AACGCAACAAUACCUAUACGUUAGUGUAAUCAUCGACCACCAGGGCGGGAGUUCUUAUCUGGCAGGCAAGGUAGCACCCAGUGUAUUUGUUUGAAGUGGGUAAGAGAGUAGAGUGCAAAGUUAAAUUUGCCCCUGCGUCUAAGGUCCACUCCAUAGAGGCGUAUUAGAGAUCGUGUAGUCAAUGAGAGAUUGACAUAAUAUUGAGGUUACAGAUACCACUGAGAUAAUAUGACCGAAGUAGACGCAAGAGAUGAAAAGUACAAGAAUGGAGAACAUAAACAACGUAUAAAAUGGGUUAAUGUCAUCAGCAUCGGUUUAUUUCAUUUGCCGGCACUAUACGCACUGUUCAUUUUACAUCGGCUCAACUGGAAGACCUUUGUGUGGAGUUUGUUAGUCAUUCUUACUGCAGGUUUCGGUAUUACCGGAGGCGUGCACCGUCUAUGGACCCAUCGUUCAUACAAAGCCAAGUGGCCACUCAGAGUCAUCCUCGCUUUGUGCUUUUCUGUGGCAGGCCAGAAUACGAUAUUCGAUUGGGUGCGUGAUCACCGGGUGCACCAUAAGUUCAGCGAAACAGACGCCGAUCCUCACAAUUCGAAACGAGGUUUUUUCUUCGCUCACGUCGGAUGGCUCAUGCAGACGAAACAUCCUGACGUACUGAAGUAUGGGAAGAUGAUCGACAUGAGGGACGUCGUGGAGGACCCCGUGGUCGCCUUCCAUCAAAAAUUUUUCAUACCUCUGAAGAUUAUGUUGUGCUUCGUUCUGCCCGUACUGGUACCCCCUUUGAUGUGGGGCGAAACAUGGCAGUACUCCAUUCUCGCAGCGGGGUUCCUGCGCUACAUGGUUGGGCUCAACUCCACAUGGGCGGUGAACAGCGCAGCCCAUAUCUGGGGCAACAAGCCCUACAACAGGGGCAUUAGUCCUGCCGAAAAUGUUUCGGUGGCCAUAAUGUCUAUGGGUGAGGGGUGGCACAACUAUCAUCACGUUUUUCCGUGGGACUACAAAGCAGCCGAACUGGGGAAUUACACAUUCAACUUCACCACAGCUCUCAUAGACCUGUUUUCGAUUGUGGGCUGGGCAUAUGACCUCAGGGUACCAACAGCCGACAUGGUCCGUCGUACAGUGGAAAGUAAGGGCGAUGGGUCUCACCCGCAUUGGGAAAGCAGGCAGGACGAUGCAGUGAAGAGUGAAUGAAUUCCGGACCCAAUGACUAAAGUCAAUUCAAAACAGAGAUGCCACUGAGGCACAGAACUGAAAACAGUUUUGUUCAAAUACUUUGAUAUUUAGCCUGUAUGCAAACAUACAGACGCAAUUUCUUUACGCUUAUGCUAGGUUGAGGGAAUUGUUUACAAAUGAGAAAUUAAAAAAAUCAGUCGUCCUAUUAUCAUUAACAUAGCUGAAUUUCUCAUGUAAUCUGCUUUUAUACAGCGUAAUGUAACUCCAUGUGAUUGCAGGGCUAAUUAUGUUGUAUGAAGAAAACAGUGAAUAAACUAUCCAGAUAAACAAUGAAUUAACUUUAGCUACAGAAUACGAAGGUUCAUCACAUUCAUGACAAAAUUCCAUAAUUCUAUCACGCUUUUGUUAUUGUCUACUAUCUACAGUGCAUUAUUAUACGAUAAAACACACAGAAACAAACAUUCUUCAAGACAUGUGGAUUGCUACGUUCUGGGUUGUGACGUCGCGUAGUCUUUUAGUUCCUUACCAAAAAUUUGGAGAAACUGUAGCUUUCAUUUUCUUGUUAGAAGUGACAUUGUUGACUACCUACAUACUAUGAGGCGUCACAGCCCGGAAGACAAUUUUACAGUCGUGAAACCUGAAAUGUCAUAUUCCUUUUAGACAUUUCGAUAAAGAUAUGACUGUAAUGCAGUGCUGGUGUCUGACGCCAUCGACAAUUCUAAUUCAAGAGAGAAGAAUUGUAUACUUUUGAAGUAAGCUGCAAGGAGUGGACUUAUUUGAAAAUAAACAUGAAA
This is a messenger RNA of Zootermopsis nevadensis, 1967 nucleotides long. RefSeq names its product acyl-CoA Delta-9 desaturase. The record is from RefSeq and is a predicted model, not a curated record. NCBI's taxonomy places the organism in Eukaryota, Metazoa, Arthropoda, Insecta, Blattodea, Termopsidae. Gene Ontology annotation, biological process: unsaturated fatty acid biosynthetic process. Gene Ontology annotation, molecular function: stearoyl-CoA 9-desaturase activity; iron ion binding. Gene Ontology annotation, cellular component: endoplasmic reticulum membrane.